Molecule: messenger RNA, 1824 nt
Organism: Lachancea fermentati
Lineage: Eukaryota; Fungi; Ascomycota; Saccharomycetes; Saccharomycetales; Saccharomycetaceae
Source: the annotation of a GenBank genome assembly
AUGGUCAAUCCUAUUGCUGGAAGAAUACAGGAAUGGUCGUCAAGUAGUGGAAUGGACGAUGUUGUCGUCAAGCUGGCAAUAUGUUUGUUUACCUCUUUCCCUUUAAACGCUCUCAUGAAGCGGUUACCUGACAAAAGGGUGAACCUGAAAUGUUGGUACAUUGUGGCUGUUUCCGCAUUUUAUUUGUUUGGAGUGCUUAACAUCCUCAACGGAUUUUUUACGUUGUUCAUCAGCACAAUGUUUACGUACUGCAUUACACGGUUUUACCGCUCAAGAUUCAUGCCUUAUUUGAAUUUUGUGGUUGUGAUGGGACAUCUCGCUUUGAAUCAUAUCGACGCCCAAUUUUUAAACAGUCGAGAACCUUCUGAGUUGGACAUCACCGGUGCUCAAAUGGUGCUCGUCAUGAAGCUUACUUCUUUCGCUUGGUCUUACUAUGAUGGCUCUCUCACAGAUUACUCGAAUCUUACACCGUACCAGAAAGCUAAAGCAGUCAAGAAGCACCCCAGUUUGCUGCAUUUCUUGGCUUAUGCAUUUUUCUACCCAUCUCUUUUUACCGGACCUAGUUUCGAUUAUGCUGACUUCGAGUCGUGGUUGAAUUGUGAAGUAUUCCGUGAUCUUCCUGACGCCCACAAACCCAAACACAGAUGGACUUCUAAAGAUCCCAAUCAUCGUCGCCAAAUUCCCAAGUGUGGUAUGUUUGUGCUGUGGCGUGUGUUUCAAGGACUCUUUUGGAUUAGUUUAUCCUUUGCUGCUCCUAAGUAUGUUUCCCUUGAUAAUGUUUUCUCAACUAAGUUUAUGCAAAAGAGCUUUCUUUACAGAAUACAUUACCUUUUCGCAUUGAGCUUUACGUUCCGUCUCAAGUAUUAUGCUGCAUGGACCAUUUCAGAAGCUUCUUGUAUUCUGUGUGGUCUGGGGUACAAUGGAUAUGACGCUAAGACAGGUCAAAUCAAAUGGGAUCGUGUGCGGAAUAUUGACAUUUGGAGAUUUGAAAUGGCAUCCAACACACACGAAGGUCUUGAGGCUUGGAAUAUGAAUACCAACAAAUGGCUGAAGUACUAUGUCUAUUUGAGAGUCGCCAAGCCAGGUAGCAAGCCUGGUUUCCGCAGCACUUUGUUCACCUUUUUGACGUCUGCUUUCUGGCAUGGAACUAGACCUGGAUACUAUCUGGUAUUCGCGACUGGUGCACUCUACCAGACAUGUGGAAAAAUAUUUAGGCGUAACUUGAGACCGCUGUUCCUUGCCGCCGAUGGUUCUUCUCUACCCUCUAAGGUAAUCUACGAUAUUAUCUGCUUUUAUGUCACAAAGAUCUCUUUCGGAUACUUGGUUCAACCUUUUGUCAUUCUUGAACUUCCUAAGUCCAUUUAUUGUUGGGGUACAGUUUAUUUCUGUAUUCACCUGGGAAUUGCAGCAACUUUUUUCGCAUUCAAGGGCCCAUUCUCGAAACAAUUGGUUGGAUUUUUGAAAGCACACCACCCUGUCAAUAUUGCAGCUCGCGCAGAGAAAGAAGCAAUUGAAUCAGCUGGCUCGUUAAGUGAUAUAUUGAAAGCCAAGCAAGAUUAUGAGCAAGAAGAAGCAGCGAAGGGAAUGCAUCUUGGUAUUCCAGAGGCAGAUUUUGACAAGGCUACACUAGACGAGGCAAUGCGUGAUUUUGGAAACUUCCGUAAAGCCUAUGAGGAAUGGAGAGCUGACAAGGGAUUGGAGAUAGAGGAGGAGAAUUUACAAAAGGCAUAUGAGAAUUUCAGAAAUGAGCUUGCAUCAGGUGUAUCAUCAAGAAGAGCAAGCUUUAGCGAAUAUUCACCCAAACCAAUCAAGAAGAAUCAAUGA